This is a messenger RNA of Olea europaea var. sylvestris, 817 nucleotides long. Its product is annotated as ubiquitin domain-containing protein 1-like. The transcript is spliced from 4 exons. The record is from RefSeq and is a predicted model, not a curated record. The coding region runs from base 214 to 555 and encodes 113 amino acids. NCBI's taxonomy places the organism in Eukaryota, Viridiplantae, Streptophyta, Magnoliopsida, Lamiales, Oleaceae.
GUGUAAUUUACUCUUUCUAGUACUUUAUCAUCACCGUUUUCGGAAGAGUGAAGUUCUUCUCCCAUUUGUUUACUGCGGGUUGAAACGUAGUUUACCAUUCUCUCUCUCUACUGAAACAGGGUCCACAGAAGUACGAAAAAUAUCCAUUUACAAUAACGAAAAGGUUAUACAAGCAUAUAGCAUCUAAUCGUCGAUCGCGUGUGAAAGCACGGCAUGGGUUGCGCUGGAUCGCGCGAUAAAGCAGAUGAAACAGCAAAGAAGAUACGCAAGCCCAAGCCAUGGAAGCAUUCAGAACCAAUAACAAGGGCACAACUCAUACAGAUGCGAGAUGAGUUUUGGGACACUGCUCCACAUUAUGGUGGCAGGAAAGAGAUUUGGGAUGCACUUCGGGCAGCUGCUGAGGCUGAUAUUACUCUCGCACAAGCAAUUGUGGAAAGUGCUGGUGUAAUUGUUCAGAACCCCGACUUAACUGUCUGCUAUGAUGAAAGAGGUGCGAAGUAUGAGUUACCCAAGUACGUUUUGAGUGAACCAGCUAACCUGAUCCGUGACAAUUGAAAAUGAGAUUGUAAACCUGUAAAUUACUGGUGUCAAUCAGUUUCUUUAUCAUCCCAUUUUACUUCACUGUCCUCAUGUUCUAUCCAUCCAUUGUAAAACUCUUUUCCAUGACAGGAAAUUGUAGCGUGCCGUUUCUUGUCAUUGUUAAUAUACUGUGCUCUUUUUCAAGUACAAAAGAGCAAGCCAAAUAGUGGUUCAAAUGGACAUCCUUUUCAGAUUGAAUAAGGUUUUUUCUAGUACAUGCUUAUCAAUACUUCACCUU